This is a messenger RNA of Acipenser ruthenus (sterlet), 665 nucleotides long. Its product is annotated as coiled-coil domain-containing protein 146-like. Lineage: Eukaryota; Metazoa; Chordata; Actinopteri; Acipenseriformes; Acipenseridae. The record is from RefSeq and is a predicted model, not a curated record. Gene Ontology annotation, cellular component: cytoskeleton. The transcript is spliced from 6 exons. The coding region runs from base 120 to 665 and encodes 181 amino acids.
CUUUUAAUCUUUAGCUGUUUUCCAUUGGAAAAAUAAGAGGAACCAGAGUUGCUGAGCUGAAAGCUAGUUACAGCUUGCUGCAUGAGACUUUAAAAAGUACGCAACAGUCAGAGAUCCAGAUGCUGCAGGAUGCUAAACACUUUACAGCAGAAAUUGAGAGACAGAAACAGGAGCUGGAGCGGGCUGACCACUUUCCUGAAGGCUUUGACACUGAAGCCAGUAAGAUGAGACAGCAGCUCUUGAAGUUUCAGAAUGACCUUAAUGAGGCAGAGGAGAUUGACUACAACCUGCAGUAUAAGCUUGAGAGCUUACAUGAGGAAAAGAAAAUCCUGGAAAGAGAAUAUGGAAAGAUGCCAAAAUCAGGUGAAUUAGAGAAGAAAACUAAGGCUUUGAAAGAUAACUGUGAAGAGCUGCGUAAAGAGGUUGCCCAAAGGAAACUGGAAAUUGAAGCAUUGAAAGAAGAUACGGAGGUCAAGCAGAGACAAAUCCAACGUGAGCAAAAAGAGCUGGAUGAGAGAAAAGAUACCCAGGAAGAUCUGAAGGCUGAACUAGUCCAACUGCAGUUCAUUACAGUCCAACUUGGGAAGGAGAUUGAGAGAAUAAACCGAAAAAAGAUGGAUGUGCAAAAAAAGAAAACCGAGCUGGAAGAGAGUUCUCUGAACUAA